ACAUCCAAUCACAAACUCAUCAUAUAUCUCCCGCUAACCUUUUUUUUCUUUGAUCUUUUUUUUUUGCUUAUCAUUUUGACUUUGAUCGCCACCAGUUCUUCUUCUGAUCAACCAUGGCUGCUGCUAUAAGUGCUGCAGUCUCUUUACCUUCCUCCAAGUCAUCCUCUCUCCCCACCAAAACAUCCUCUGUAUCCCCUCAAAGGAUUUUCCUCAAGAAGAGCACACUGUGUUACAGGAGAGUUGUGUCAGUGAAGGCUCAGGUGACAACAGAUACUACCGAGGCACCACCAGUUAAAGUAGUCAAGGAGUCUAAGAAACAGGAAGAAGGGAUUGUUGUCAACAAAUUCAAACCUAAGAACCCUUACACUGGUCGCUGCCUCUUGAACACCAAGAUCACCGGCGAUGACGCUCCCGGUGAGACCUGGCACAUUGUCUUCACCACCCAAGGUGAGAUUCCGUAUAGAGAAGGGCAAUCGAUAGGAGUGAUUCCUGAGGGAAUUGACAAGAACGGGAAGCCGCACAAGCUCAGGCUUUACUCUAUCGCCAGUAGUGCCAUUGGUGACUUUGGAGACUCCAAGACCGUUUCUCUCUGUGUCAAGAGACUAGUUUACACAAAUGAUAGCGGAGAGAUUGUUAAGGGGGUCUGCUCCAACUUCUUGUGUGACUUGAAGCCGGGUGAUGAAGCUAAGAUCACUGGACCUGUUGGGAAGGAAAUGCUUAUGCCAAAAGACCCUAAUGCCACCAUCAUCAUGCUUGGAACAGGAACUGGAAUAGCUCCAUUCAGAUCAUUUUUGUGGAAAAUGUUCUUCGAGGAGCACGAGGACUACAAGUUCAAUGGUUUGGCCUGGCUCUUCUUGGGUGUACCCACAAGCAGCUCACUGCUAUACAAGGAGGAGUUUGAGAAGAUGAAGGAGAAGAACCCGGACAACUUCAGGCUGGACUUUGCAGUGAGCAGAGAACAGACGAACGAGAAGGGAGAGAAAAUGUACAUUCAGACAAGAAUGGCAGAGUAUGCAGAAGAGCUGUGGGAGUUGCUGAAGAAAGACAACACCUUUGUUUACAUGUGUGGUCUUAAGGGUAUGGAGAAGGGUAUCGAUGACAUUAUGGUCUCACUUGCUGCUAAAGAUGGGAUCGAUUGGUUGGAGUACAAGAAGCAAUUGAAGAGGAGUGAGCAGUGGAAUGUUGAAGUCUACUAAGGAAGCUUCUGAGGGAGUUAUUAUAUAAUGUAGAUAAAAAGCUGAUGCAUUGUGAAAUCUUCAUUUAUGCUUCUUUUUUCUUUCUCAAGGAUUUUCCAUCAAAACAUACAAAAGUGAACAUCAAUACCAUCAAACUACUCUUUCUCACUUGUUGUUCAUGUUAUAUUUCUUGCAACAAUAUAGUGAGUUUUUGUGA
Messenger RNA from Arabidopsis arenosa, 1392 nucleotides. NCBI's taxonomy places the organism in Eukaryota, Viridiplantae, Streptophyta, Magnoliopsida, Brassicales, Brassicaceae. The record is from the annotation of a GenBank genome assembly.